UGGAGCGGCAGCGGCGGCACCAGCGGCGGCGGCGGCGGCGGCGGCGGGAGGAGGAGGAGGAGAAGGACCAGGCGGCAGCAGCAGCGGCGGCGGCGGGGGGAGGAGGGGAGGAGGCGGCGGAGCAGGAGGAGGAGAAGGCGGAGGAGGCAGUCGCUCUCCGCGGGGCUGAGCCGGACGCGUCGUCUUGCCCCCCUCCCCCCGGUUCGCGGUGCCGCCGUGUAGUUGGCGCCGCUGCCCCGGCUGAGAGUGAGCGUGGUGUCGACGGAGGGAGAUGGCCCGGGAGCGCCGGCGCCAGUAACUGGGAGGUGCUGAGAGUCGCCGAGGGCGCGCCGGGCCCAGGUGCCGGGGCUGCCCGCCGCCCGCCGCCGCCGCCGCCGCCGCCUGCGCGCCCGUCCGCCUCUCGCGGCCGCUCUCCCCCCUCCCCGACACACACUCACAGGCCGGGCAUUGAUGGUAAUGUAUGCGAGGAAACAGCAGAGACUCAGUGAUGGCUGUCACGACCGGAGGGGGGACUCGCAGCCUUACCAGGUGACUGGAGGGAGUUCGCUGAUUUAGGAAAAAAGAAUUGUUUGCAGCCAGAAAGACGACUCGAUUAUUUGCGGGUGAAGGAAUCGAUGUGAUGAGAUGAUAGGCACUUAAGUAUUCAUCGAAGAGUCACCCCAGUAGCGGUGAUCACAGACAUGAAAAGAUGCGAGACGCCGCAGAUCCUUCACCACCAAAUAAAAUGUUGCGGAGAUCUGAUAGUCCUGAAAACAAAUACAGUGACAGCACAGGUCACAGUAAGGCCAAAAAUGUGCAUACUCACAGAGUUAGAGAGAGGGAUGGUGGGACCAGUUACUCUCCACAAGAAAAUUCACACAACCACAGUGCUCUUCAUAGUUCAAAUUCACAUUCUUCUAAUCCAAGCAAUAACCCAAGCAAAACUUCAGAUGCACCUUAUGAUUCUGCAGAUGACUGGUCUGAGCAUAUUAGCUCUUCUGGGAAAAAGUACUACUACAAUUGUCGAACAGAAGUUUCACAAUGGGAAAAACCAAAAGAGUGGCUUGAAAGAGAACAGAGACAAAAAGAAGCAAACAAGAUGGCAGUCAACAGCUUCCCAAAAGAUAGGGAUUACAGAAGAGAGGUGAUGCAAGCAACAGCCACUAGUGGGUUUGCCAGUGGAAUGGAAGACAAGCAUUCCAGUGAUGCCAGUAGUUUGCUCCCACAGAAUAUUUUGUCUCAAACAAGCAGACACAAUGACAGAGACUACAGACUGCCAAGAGCAGAGACUCACAGUAGUUCUGCGCCAGUACAGCACCCCAUCAAACCAGUGGUUCAUCCAACUGCUACCCCAAGCACUGUUCCUUCUAGUCCAUUUACGCUACAGUCUGAUCACCAGCCAAAGAAAUCAUUUGAUGCUAAUGGAGCAUCUACUUUAUCAAAACUGCCUACACCCACAUCUUCUGUCCCUGCACAGAAAACAGAAAGAAAAGAAUCUACAUCAGGAGACAAAUCCGUAUCACAUUCUUGCACAACUCCUUCCACGUCUUCUGCCUCUGGACUGAACCCCACAUCUGCACCUCCAACAUCUGCUUCAGCGGUCCCUGUUUCUCCUAUUCCACAGUCACCAAUACCUCCCUUACUUCAGGACCCAAAUCUUCUUAGACAAUUGCUUCCUGCUUUGCAAGCCACGCUGCAGCUUAAUAAUUCUAAUGUGGACAUAUCUAAAAUAAAUGAAGUUCUUACAGCAGCUGUGACACAAGCCUCACUGCAGUCUAUAAUUCAUAAGUUUCUUACUGCUGGACCAUCUGCUUUCAACAUAACGUCUCUGAUUUCUCAAGCUGCUCAGCUCUCAACACAAGCCCAGCCAUCUAAUCAGUCUCCGAUGUCUUUAACGUCUGAUGCGUCAUCCCCAAGAUCAUAUGUUUCUCCAAGAAUAAGCACACCUCAAACUAACACAGUCCCUAUCAAACCUUUGAUCAGUACUCCUCCUGUUUCAUCACAGCCAAAGGUUAGUACUCCAGUAGUUAAGCAAGGACCAGUGUCACAGUCAGCCACACAGCAGCCUGUAACUGCUGACAAGCAGCAAGGUCAUGAACCUGUCUCUCCUCGAAGUCUUCAGCGCUCAAGUAGCCAGAGAAGUCCAUCACCUGGUCCCAAUCAUACUUCUAAUAGUAGUAAUGCAUCAAAUGCAACAGUUGUACCACAGAAUUCUUCUGCCCGAUCCACGUGUUCAUUAACGCCUGCACUAGCAGCACACUUCAGUGAAAAUCUCAUAAAACACGUUCAAGGAUGGCCUGCAGAUCAUGCAGAGAAGCAGGCAUCAAGAUUACGUGAAGAAGCGCAUAACAUGGGAACUAUUCACAUGUCCGAAAUUUGUACUGAAUUAAAAAAUUUAAGAUCUUUAGUCCGAGUAUGUGAAAUUCAAGCAACUUUGCGAGAGCAAAGGAUACUAUUUUUGAGACAACAAAUUAAGGAACUUGAAAAGCUAAAAAAUCAGAAUUCCUUCAUGGUGUGAAGAUGUGAAUAAUUGCACAUGGUUUUGAGAACAGGAACUGUAAAUCUGUUGCCCAAUCUUAACAUUUUUGAGCUGCAUUUAAGUAGACUUUGGACCGUUAAGCUGGGCAAAGGAAAUGACAAGGGGACGGGGUCUGUGAGAGUCAAUUCAGGGGAAAGAUACAAGAUUGAUUUGUAAAACCCUUGAAAUGUAGAUUUCUUGUAGAUGUAUCCUUCACGUUGUAAAUAUGUUUUGUAGAGUGAAGCCAUGGGAAGCCAUGUGUAACAGAGCUUAGACAUCCAAAACUAAUCAAUGCUGAGGUGGCUAAAUACCUAGCCUUUUACAUGUAAACCUGUCUGCAAAAUUAGCUUUUUUUAAAAGAAAAAAAAAAUUGGGGGGGUUAAUUUAUCAUUCAGAAAUCUUGCAUUUUCAAAAAUUCAGUGCAAGCGCCAGGCGAUCUGUGUCUAAGGAUACGAUUUUGAACCAUAUGGGCAGUGUACAAAAUAUGAAACAACUGUUUCCACACUUGCACCUGAUCAAGAGCAGUGCUUCUCCAUUUGUUUUGCAGAGAAAUGUUUUUCAUUUCCCGUGUGUUUCCAUUUCCCUCUGAAAUUCUGAUUUUAUCCAUUUUUUUAAGGCUCCUCUUUAUCUCCUUUCUUAAGGCACUGUUGCUAUGGCACUUUUCUAUAACCUUUUCAUUCCUGUGUACAGUAGCUUAAAAUUGCAGUGAUUGAGCAUAACCUACUUGUUUGUAUAAAUUAUUGAAAUCCAUUUGCACCCUGUAAGAAUGGACUUAAAAAGUACUGCUGGACAGGCAUGUGUGCUCAAAGUACAUUGAUUGCUCAAAUAUAAGGAAAUGGCCCAAUGAACAUGGUUGUGGGAGGGGAAAGAGGAAACAGAGCUAGUCAGAUGUGAAUUGUAUCUGUUGUAAUAAACAUGUUAAAACAAACAAAAAUUGUUAUUUUUCUUUUCCUUCGGUCAGUGCACAUUAAAAUUUGAACUACCUGGGGAUUCUUUAUCAGAACUGUUCUUGUUGAAUAUUUAUACUUAAUUGAAAUAAUUCCUUAAGGGAGGUUUUGUUUAAAACGUAUUAACAGGAAAUUGUGUAUAAGAUAUUUAAUGAAAUAAGAAAUUCAACAAGAAUGAUUAAGUCACUUCCCAAGUGGUUGUCAUUUGUUAAACCCUGGUUUACCUGUCUUGCUAUUAUGACAUUUCAUUUGGAAGGAUGUUUGUGUUGUAGCUAACUGUUCAAGUCUGGUGCUGACUGCUGUUCUUAGCCAUCACAAAACGCUAAAUUUGUGUAAUUGGAGCUUCCUGCUGUUAUCUGGAAAUAGCAGGAAAGCGCAGCUUUGUAUAUUGUUUCCUAAAGUAUAUUAAAAUAAAAAAAGAAACUAUUGCUACUAUAAAA
Molecule: messenger RNA, 3884 nt
Organism: Symphalangus syndactylus (siamang)
Lineage: Eukaryota; Metazoa; Chordata; Mammalia; Primates; Hylobatidae
Gene: WAC
Product: WW domain containing adaptor with coiled-coil
Biological process (GO): positive regulation of TORC1 signaling; regulation of autophagy
Cellular component (GO): nucleus
Molecular function (GO): RNA polymerase II complex binding; chromatin binding
Source: RefSeq, a predicted model, not a curated record